Molecule: messenger RNA, 3680 nt
Organism: Phlebotomus papatasi
Lineage: Eukaryota; Metazoa; Arthropoda; Insecta; Diptera; Psychodidae
Gene: kay
Product: transcription factor kayak
Exons: 3
Coding region: 1493-2680 (395 amino acids)
Biological process (GO): regulation of transcription by RNA polymerase II
Cellular component (GO): nucleus
Molecular function (GO): RNA polymerase II cis-regulatory region sequence-specific DNA binding; DNA-binding transcription factor activity, RNA polymerase II-specific
Source: RefSeq, a predicted model, not a curated record
UUGGUGGGGAUUGUAGUGGUCGCGAUUCACGGUAAAACUCGCGCGAUUCACGAGAAAUUUGAUGACGUCAUGGGGCCAGUGGAGAAGAAAAUUCCACAUGUUCUGCAAUUUAUGCUCGUUGGCCGAAUGUAACGAUGAAGAAGUGGCGUGGAUGACGGAAUUCCCAAGAAUCCUAUGUACUUUCUCGGAAGACCCGUUGUAUUUCUCAGAAGAUUGAUGAAAUUUCCCAGUCUUUUCAAAAUUGGGUUUGGGGGUGAAGAAUUCUUUUUUUUUUCCUUGUUAGGCAUUUAUGAAAUGAGGAAUGAUGUGAAUUUGUGAGAUAUUUAACAUUGAAAAAAUUGUGUGACAUUUUCUGUUGAUUGGAGUUUAUUGCAAAAAAUGAAAUAUUUUAUAGUUGCGGAAGGAAGAACUUUUCUACGGGAAGGAAUUUGUGCAUACACUGUUAGCAAAUGGUAACGUGUGUAAAAAAUUACACUAUCACACUACAAUAGGACACUUUAGUGAUAUAUUUCUCGGAUGUGAUUACACGAGAUAUUGCUGGUAUGCUUUUAUUUUUGCAAGAGAUGGAACGAGAGGGAGUUAUAGAGUUGAAUGGUGGUGAAACAGAGAUCAAUAGUGGCUAUUUGCUCCAACAUUGCGAUUACACACACAAUUUGUGAGCUUAGCGACGACGUAUAAAACCAAAGAAAUGAUGACGCAUUCCCUCAGUCAAACACAGAACAUCGCAGUGUAAAGUUGGUGGAAUUUUAGUUGAUAGAGAAGAGAGCUUAUUUGAGGCAUUUUCAAGAGUAGCAGUUUUUUUUCUAUUUCUCAAGUUUUUGAAAUAUUUUUCAAGUGGACUUUUUUUUGUGGAAAUUUAUCAUACAAAGUGGAUUAAAGCAUCAAGGAUAAACCACACGCUACAGUGCGUUUUUGGCCAUAGAGAGAGAGAGGGGGCUCAAGAAAAAAAUCUUGCAUUUUCUUUGGGUUUUUCUAGUGCCGAAUAAAAUUGUCUUGAGAAAGUUCUCAGACAAUGCAAGAGUGUAAUUAAUUGAAUUUUUAUUAUUGCAAAUUGUGAAAUUAAAAGCAGAAUUUACAUUACCAAAGUUAUUGAGAAGAAAAAAAGAUUAAUAAGACAUUGGGGGAAGAAAGACAGUGUUUUUGGUUAAUAAAGGGAAAAACUUGUGUGUGAGUUACAUAAUUUUCUUGGAGACACUAAUCGAAUUCAAUUGAAUUUAGUGUGUGCAAUUGACUUUUUGACCUCGUAUCUAAUACAUUAUUCACUGGGAGUGUAAAAUAACAAAACAAAAAACGAAAAGAAGAAGUUAUUGUGACCAGAGACAACUUUGUGCACCCCAAUUAGCAAUUAAAUUUAACUCUAUUAAAUUGAGUUUGUGAAGAGAAAUUGCUAUAUAGAAUUCCGAAGGAGGAGGAGAAGAACUCUUUUUAAAAGGAACUGUUUUUAUCUAGAGAAAUUUUUGCUGCAGUGUGUGAAGAUAAGAACAGCUAAUAAAUGACGCUCGACAGUAAUAUUUUCAACGACGUCUUCCUCUAUAGUCCAUUUAAUAACACAAAUGCCCCAUUGACCCCAGUUUCAAAGAUGCUCGUAUCUUUGGAUGGGAUACACAGUGGAGUUCCAACGAGAACAACAGCAACUCUCACACCGACAACCCUAAGGAAUAUCGAACAGACUUUUAUCGAGCUGAGCAGUGAAACCCCAUCCUCUGUUCCCUGCCAGGCGGGUUUUGUUCCACCUCUGGCACCCUUUCCCUUCGAUCAGGAUCACAAUAGUUUGGGCAGUACGGGUUCUGGGUCAAAUUCUUCCUGGCACACGCCACCGCCCACCAUCAGUGAAGAUCUCAUCUCGUCUGUGUCUCAGGGCAGCUCCAGUGACGGCGCCGCUACUACAACAUCCAGUGGUAACACCAGCAAAGCCACGACGACACCCAGGCGCAAUAUGGGUGGCCGCCGACCCAAUAAGGCUAGCAAUUUGACGCCGGAGGAGGAGGAAAAGCGAAAGAUUAGGCGAGAGAGGAAUAAAUUGGCAGCAGCCAGAUGCCGGAAGCGUCGAGUGGAUCAUACCAAUGAGCUGACGGAUGAGGUGAAUGGGUUGGAGAAGAAGAAGCAGGAUCUACAGAGUGACAUUCAGGCGUUGCAGCAGCAGAAGGAAGAAUUGGAAUUUCUGCUGGAGUCUCAUAGGGCACACUGUCGACUAAAGGGACGUUCUUGCAGUCCGUUGGAUGUGAAGCCUCAUGUCAAUACCACAAUAAUGGAGCUGUGUGACAGAAUCAAGUCGGAACCUGUGGAUCUCGAGGCAGGAGGACCUCCGUCACCCAAGAGAGUGAUGCUAUCGAGCACAAAUCCCGAUGUCAUCAUUCUGCCGCCAAUUACAUCAACGGCGGCUGUUCUGUCGAAGCCAACGGGGCGCCCCAAUCGUCCAAGUUCCCUCAAUGUGCCCCUCACGAUGACGCCAUCGCAGGUGCUGGGCGUGAGUGGAGCUGGGAAGGGGAUUGCUGAAUUUGCCGGAGUUCCAAUUACAACACCUUCCAAUGGCAUGUUCAAUUUUGACAGUCUGAUGGAUGGAGGAACUGGUCUCACGCCUGUGUCAGCGCCCCUCGUGCCCAAUUGUUCCGUCCAGAACAAGAGCCCCCUCGAAUUGGCAACGCCCACGAGUGAACCCUCCAAACUGGUCAGUCUAUAAAAAAAACAAAGUGAGGAAAUCAUCCAUUUUAGAGAAAUUUCCUCAGCAAAAAGAAAAAAAAAGAAAAGAGAAACGACCCCACAAACUCAAAGUAUUUUCUCAACAAAAAAAAACCUCCCCAAGAUACAUUUGAAAUACUGGACAUUGAAUGAGGAAAAGGCGGCGUUGUGAUAUUUAAUUUUACAAGAAUUAACAAAAAAAAUAAAGAUAAUUUAAAUAAAUAAAUGAGAAAAAAUUGUUAAACGAAAAGCUUACCAGGAGGGGAGCUCAGAAUAGCUCUUAUUUAAAUUUAUAAAAUUGAAAAAAAAAACCUAGUCAUUUUGACAGUGACAGAUAAAACUUGUCAAAUUUGACAAAAGCUCCACCUCCCAAGCUAGAAAAAAAAAAAUGAAAAAUUAACGAUUAAGAAAAAGUUGCUUGUUGAGUCAGUACUUGCAAUUGCUGCAAUAUAUUUGUUAAUAAUAAAUAAAAGAAUUGAAAAAAAGAAAAUCAUGCUUUAAAAAUGAAAACAUUUUUACACAGUUAAUUUUAAAGUAAAAUAAACUAGUUUACCAAUUUCUAGAGAAAAAAAAUGCGUCUUUUUUUGAAGAAGAAUGAAACUGAUGAAAUCGAUACCAAUUAAUGAGAAUUUUUUUUUUGUAAAGAUUUUUGCUAAUUAAAAGAGAAAAAAAAAUUGUAUUAAUUAUUUUAUAUUUAAGACCACAAGUUUCUAUUUCCCUCCUCUCCCUUUGCUAUCCCCCCUUCUUGUUUAAUUUUUAGUGCAUAAAAAGCGAUAAAAUACAUUUUUAACCAUUUUUUUGUAUUAUUGGAGAUGCUCAAUUGUGAGUGAGAAGUCGCAAUAAAAUUUUUAAUUUAUUAGAUUGAGAAUCACGAAUGUAGAUUUUAUCGAUUACAAUGCAUAUAGAAAAUGUAUUUUUGAUGCCAUAUAUUUCAUACAUCUUAUUGCUAUUUUGGAAGAAACAAAAAUGAUGAAAAGAAUAAAUUUGUGAAAGUAAAAGGA